Messenger RNA from Dalotia coriaria, 1114 nucleotides. RefSeq lists its product as uncharacterized. NCBI's taxonomy places the organism in Eukaryota, Metazoa, Arthropoda, Insecta, Coleoptera, Staphylinidae. The record is from RefSeq and is a predicted model, not a curated record. The coding region runs from base 53 to 1099 and encodes 348 amino acids. The transcript has 3 exons.
ACGCGCUGAGAAUCAAUUCAAAAGUCACAUUUUAUAAAAACAUGUCGCAAACAUGUCAAGUAUAAUAUUUUCUAUUUUUAUUUUUAUUAUAUUCAUUAGUCUUGUGCAUAAUUUAAAUAUGACUUUAACAAUGUUAAAGAAUGAUCAAAUGCACUGGAAUGACAUUGUGCAGAGUGAAGAUUUCAUUAUCAAAGCAUUGGAAAAGUUGCAAAGCGAUUUACACAUAACCACAACCGAAAGCGGGCGCAGGAAUUUAAAAGAUAAUUUAACAACUAAAACACCAACAACCCUACAAACACCUUUGAAGAAAAUUAAAGUUAAAACAAAAAAAGCAAGAAAAGUGUUGGAAAUAUUAUUAAAUGGUACAACGGAUGAAUUGCAGACUGUUUUGCGAAGAAACGUUUUAAAAACUUUACCCAAACUGAAUAAUAUCAAAGUAUCACUUGACAAAGAACUGAUUUUAUGGGAGAUUUUUAAGAAUAAAAUGGCGCCUGUAGAACUGCAAGCGAUAGAUCUACAAACAGCCGAAACUUUGUUCAAUAUCAUACCAGAAAAUGAUUUAUAUCAUUUAAAUUUAACUGAUGAUGACAUUUUAUACUAUCUAGGUACUUUUCAUGGAAUGUCAAGACGUAAAGCCGCCAUUUUGGCCUACGCAUUAAAAAAUAACCUCGCAAUGACUUCCAGAGAAAUUUUGCAAAGUAAUACAAUAAACUCAAUGCGUGGACUGAUAUGUGGUUUUCCAUCUUACGACUUAUCAAAAAUAAACUCCUCAGUGAUAUGGACUUUAAACGAUGAUGUUUUAAAUAAUUUAUGGGCAUGUAACAAGGACCAAUUGAAUGUGUUGUUUGAAGUUGUUGUAGAAAACUUUCAAAUUUCACAUGUGGAAUUAUGGAAUGAGAAAAUCGUUAAAAAGCUGGGAUUCCUGCUGCUUAUUGUUAAACCAUCUGAUAUGAAACUGAUUGAUAAAAAUUUGUUCCAAUUUAUACACGAAAAUAUUUUUGAUUUGUUCAGUAGAGAACAGUUGAAUGCAUUAACGUCUGAACAGAAGAAACAUUUAAACGAAGCACAAGUGAUUAUUUACAACUCAAAAAUUAGAUAAUAUAUUACCUUCUUC